Messenger RNA from Brassicogethes aeneus, 5948 nucleotides. NCBI's taxonomy places the organism in Eukaryota, Metazoa, Arthropoda, Insecta, Coleoptera, Nitidulidae. The record is from the annotation of a GenBank genome assembly.
CGGUUCGCGGCGCGACUAGUCAGAGUUAAAACCUGAAAGGCUGAAGUAGUGCGCGCGUGCACACGACCGCGACAACUUGCAUCCACCAAGUUUGGUUAGUAGUUGCAGCAGUUCGUGCGAUCGAGAGUGGUCCCGCAAGACGCGUGGAGGACGUUCGGGAUUUCUGUGCCGCGGCGGCUUCAAUCGCCACCCAGCCGGUCAACAUGAUCAUGGACGGCAUCGAGACGCUGCCCGCACAGCAAUACUACCACCCUCCGACCUAUCUGCUGACGGAGUCGGCGGCCGCCGCCGCCGCUCACCACUUCAACGUCCUCAGUUUCGACACGUGCCUCUACAAGACGAACUGCUCGAGCAGCGGCGGCAGCCCCAUCCCGGCGGCCGUUUGCACCGCCGUCGAUGAGCCCGCUCCCUCGGAAGCGCAACCGGGAGACCUCAACACCCCCGUCACCACCUCCUCGGACGUACCGUCCUUUUUCGGGCCCUCCACCGUCGUCGAACCGCCCCCCAUCACAGGAUCCUUAGACCCCGAAGAGCUGUCUUUGGACCAACAACACCAACAGCAGCAGCAGCACUCGCCUGCACACGAACGGCUCACCCCUCAGGAGAGCGCCCUCAGUCCGAGCCUAAGAGAAGAGGAAAACACAAACCACAGCACCCUCAGCAUGUACCCGAACCAUUCGAACAACAACAACAACAACAACAACAACAUCAACAAAAUGCACCACCGAACGGUGUACACCUCGGAGAUGCAGCCGGCCGGAAGCCCCAUGUCCAUGAACCAAGGGAUGGCGCAUUCCCCUUCGGCGGUGAACCCGUGGCUUUUAUCCAGCGGCGACAAGCCGAUGUACCCCGCGAUGUUCGGUCUCCUGCAAGGCACCAGCCAGUCGCCCCAGCAGCAGUACCCGUCGGCGACGCCUAGCCCCGCAGGAACGCAAUACGACGACCGCUCGCAGACGGAGCAGCUGAUGCUGAGCAUGGAGUGCCCGAUGCCCAUCAAGCAGCCCCCCAGCUACACCUCCACGAGCCUCUCCCUCGACAUGCAGCAGGACCUGGUGUACUCCCGCGUGGGACAGCCGUUAGUGAGCUCCGCCAAGUAUCAGUGGGACGCGCAGGACUACCAGCAGGGCGCCGGUGCUCUCGUGGCGCCCGGACCCAGUAGUUUGGUGCCGAAACAGGAACCGUUCAGUGCGGCUUGCAGCAGUGACGUUCAGCAGAACAGUCCCGGCUACGGUGUGCAGCUGGCCGAGUACAACCCGUCGACCAGCAAAGGACACGAAAUCCUGUCGCAAGUGUACCAACAGUCGCCCAUACCGCUCAAGUUAGUUCCGGUCAAGCCCCGGAAGUAUCCGAAUCGGCCCAGCAAAACUCCGGUGCACGAACGGCCGUACGCGUGUCCCGUCGAAAAUUGCGACAGGAGGUUCAGCAGGUCGGAUGAACUCACCAGGCACAUCAGGAUACACACGGGCCAGAAACCCUUCCAAUGCAGAAUCUGCAUGAGGUCGUUUUCGCGUUCGGACCACUUGACGACGCACAUUCGCACGCAUACGGGCGAAAAACCGUUUAGCUGCGACGUGUGCGGCAGGAAAUUCGCCCGCAGCGACGAGAAGAAGCGGCACGCCAAGGUGCACCUGAAGCAACGCAUGAAGAAGGAAAACAAAUUGAAUUCGGGCGGCUCCAGCAGCCAGCAGCAGCCGCAGCAGCAGCAACAGUCGCACCACCACCACCUGCACCCCCAUCAGCAGCAGCAGCAGCAGCAGGAGCUGCACUUGCAGGUGAGCGAGGGCCUGAGUUUGCCGGUGGUGACGACGACGCUGUGAGAAUUACCCACGGCCGACUUGAUCGGCGGCGAUUGUGUACUUUUUCUGCAAGAAGACUGUGAUCUAGAUGGCACAGACACGCAAAUCAUCUACUUGCAAUUCGAGUAGGUGGACUUUUCGCGCAACCUGAUACCAUGAUCUCUCCUGGUGGCCGAAAGCCACGCGUGCCAUUUUCGUGUCGUUGUUUUUAUUUCUAUUACUAUUAUUAUUAUUAUUAUUAUUAAUUAUUUAUAUAAAAAUGAUCUGUGAGGUGAGGCGUUGCAUAUUUUCGACAUCCUUUGUUGGAAGAUUUUCAGAAACAACAUUUCCAACAAAAAUCGACAAAAAUAUACAGGGUCUUCAUUAGGAUGUUUCAUUUAAAACGACUAAGUUUGGUUUUUCACUGAAACUCCAAAAUACAAAACAUUUUUAUAUCUCGGCCGGGUUUUAUUUCGUAUAUUGUGGUUCAUUGUUACUUACAGAGUACUUUAAGAGCCUUUAAGAAUUUUUCUCUAACUUGGUUCGUACCCAAAAAUUUUAAAGAAAAAUGUAGAAAAUUCAAUUCUCUACAAAAAAAAUACUCACCUUUAUAUCGCUUAAGUGCACAGUUUACAAGAUAUGAGCAGUUUAAUAUUUAAAACAGUGAAAAAUUUGUUUUCUUGAGAUUAUUUCCCUCAUUAUAAUAUGAACCAAUCAAAAGCCUUGAAUUUUCGAAUAAAUUUCGUUUAAAUAAGCGAUUAAAUCACUAGAACUAUUUAACAGCGAUUAAAUUUUAGCCUCCAUAUUGGAUUUUUGUUUACGAUUUUAUGGUGUUAUUUACAAGUUUUAACAAACAUUUUUUAAAAAACAAUAAAAAAUAAGUUAUCCAAUUUACGAAAUAUCAAUUAUUACUUAUUACAUACCUUAAAUUAAUGGAAUUUUUAAAAAAAAUAUAUUUAUAAAUUUUGACACAUACGUCAGAUUUUAUAAAUUGUCAAAUAGUUUCCUUUAAUUCGAGAAAUAAUCUAGAAGUAUAUCACUCAACCUAUAAAUUUAAUCUGUCAAACUAUGCUCAGUAAGUUUUUUAUUUGAUUUUUCUUUUUGGAAAAUAGUUUCAUGCAAAAUAAUUAAAAAUAAAACCCCUCGAUCGCUACGCGGUCUCGUGAUUUUAUUAAAUUAUUUUGUAUUCGAGAUUUUCCAAGAAAAACCAAACAAAAAACUACUGAGCCUAGUUUAACCGAUUAAAUUCAUAGUUCUUGUGAUAUAAUAUAUGAUUAAUUUGUCUUAAAUUCGAUUCCAUGACUAUUAAAUAUCUUGUAAACGCUGCACUUCAGCGAUAUAAACAUAGGAACUUUGUUUGUAGAGAAUUGCAUUUUCUACAACUUUUUUCUUAAAAUGUGUAGGUAGGACAAGCCAUUCUCUUAACAUUUGUAAGUUAUGUGAAAAAUAUGUGAGAAAGUAAAAAAAAUACUUUCACAGCUGAUACCAUCAAUUUGAAUCGAGUUCUUAUAGGCGUUAAAAACUCUGUAAGUAAAAAUGAACCACAAUAUGAUAUAAAAAUAAAAAAAAAAGUGAUUGACAAUGCAUGCUUUUUAAAUGGGAAAAAUCCAAAAUGAAAAAGGAACUUUUUUAUGUUUUGAAGUUUCGGUGAAAAACAAAAAAAGGUCGUUUUAAAUUAAACAUCCUCCAUCAGUAAGGGUGCAUGUUUUAUUUACGCCGUACUAACGCAAAAUUUUUGAUGCCAGUGCUACGGUGCCAGACUGACUUAUUGCCAAUGACGAGCGAACACAUUUCACAAUAUUUAUUUUAUUACAAAAAUCCCACUGGAUGGUUCGUCAAGCAGAUUGUUGUUGAAUUAAUUUACAAAUGUAAAUAAUUUACCUAUUUUUGUAAAUAAUAAAAAAUAUUAAUCUGGUGUCGUAGACGCUACAAAUUACGAUAGGAUUUAACAAUUUAGAGACAAGUUAACAUGAAGGCUUUAAUAAUUUAAUAAAUAGGUUUUAUAACUUGUUGCCAAAUAACACCUUUUAAACUAUUUUAAUACAUUCCGUACUAGUUCUUUUUUACAAAUCGUUUAAUAUUUAGGGAUUUAAUACGUUGGUCAAUAAAAACAAGGUACAAACAAUAUUUAAUUCAUUCAGAUGCAUAUGACGUUUGUUUGUAAUGUCAAAUAUGAAUGGAUAUCGAUAUCGAAUACUUUUAUUAUCAAGUCACGUCACAAAGGUGUAAUCAGUGGCCGAUUACGUCAUCGUGUUGUUUAUUGGAUUCGAUAUUGUUUGAUAACAUCACCUACAUUGUCAUCACAAAGUCAAUAAAAUGGCAGAAAGGGUUUCGCUUUGAAACAUUUGUUAAGAUUGCCUUACGAAGUGUCUUGUAGUUAAACUAAUUUUAUUUUUCUAUGACAAUUAAAUAAAAGUAUUUGCUGAAGGAGUCUCCCUGGUCCAAAACGUUUGGUUGGUGGAACCUUGCGCAUUUACGAAAAACAAUUGCAAUGAUCUCUAUAAAUUUUUGGGUUGUUGUUCGUGUGUGGAGUAGACUGGGCCAAAAAAAUCGACUAUUUUUUUUGUAAAGUAGUAGAGUUUUUGCCUCAGAACUCCCAAACCAUUGAGUUUAACAAAAUUGACUUAGGAAUAUUUUUUGAAGAAAAUUGAAUGCUCUACAAAAAAGCUUUAAUUGGAAUUUCCUGUCAGAUGAACCGUUUUCUUACAAUCAUGCUUUUAAAACUGGUAUAGUUUUACAUUUUAAUCUUUUAACUUUGGAAUUUUGUAAUUCAUGUAAAAAUCAGUACCCAGAAAAAAAACCGAUAGAUAUUCUUAUGGGAAAUCAAAUGCUUUACAAAAAAAGUCUUUUUACAUUUUUGGCUAAAUUCACUCCAUCAAAAGUUAUUCAAGGUUAAAUUUGAAGUCAAAACGAAAUUCUUGUUUUUUCCGCUCUAGAUUUUUUUUGGGUCAGUUAAAAACUUGAAUUCUUUUAUCUAUGAUAAUCUUUAUGCUAUUGAUAAAAUUACUGAAAAUUAAAAAAAAUAACACAUUAGAAUUUUUUCGCUUUAAGAAAAUAUUUUCUCUAGAAAAUAUUAUUUUCACUGUUACCUAUUUAAUCGUUUAAAUAAUAACAAUCAUGUUGUUUUUUUAUUGGAAAUUGUUAAUUAUUUAUAAUACACAUUUAUAAAGAAAAGAAUCAAAUUAUCAUCCUUAAAAAAAUAAAUCUGCAGAGAAAAAAACAAGAAUUUCGUUUCGACUUCAACUUUAACCUUGAAUAACUUUUGAUUGAGUGAAUUUAGCCAAAAAUGUUAAGAGGCUUUUUUUGUAAAGCAUUUUAUUUCCCAUUAGAAUAUUUAUCGUUUUUUAUGGUACUGAUUUUUACAUGAAUUACAAAAUCCAAAGUUAAAAGAUCAAAAUGUAAAACUAUACCAAUUGUUAAGGCAUGAUUUUAAGGAAACGAUUGAUCUGGCAGAAAAUUUUAUUUUGUAGAGCAUUUAAUAUUCUUAAAAAAAUUCUUCUGAGUCAAUUUUAUUAAACUCAAUGAGUUCUGAGACAAAAACUUGCUGAGGAAAAAAAAUUAUAUCACCCCAAACCAUAUUUUUGAUAUACUUUUCAAAAAAAAAAUAGUUGAUUUGUUUGGCCCAGUCUAGUGUGGAGCUGCCACAAUAAAAAGCGUUCAGCUAAACUGAACCUAAAUUAUAUCUCAACUAUGCGAUUUGUAUAAAGUUGUAAAUAAAUAUAUUUAAACGUAGGUUUAGGAUGUAAAUAUUAUAUUAAUAUCUUUAAAAAAGAAAUUAAUUGUUAAAACUCCGUAUUACUUGUUAUGUAUUGAAGAAAUUUAUCAAAAUUUUAAUUUUUAUUGUACCCCUUACCUUUUGCACGUUGUUAUAUACAUGAAAUUUAGGUACCUAUGUAUAUGUUUUGUAUCCUCAUAUCAAUAUCCCUAUAAAUGUGUACCUACUGUUAUAAAUUAAUAGCAAAUUUUUUACAAGGCUGUUGUAUAAUAAAUGUGAUAUUUAAAUACAUGGAUAUUCUAUAGAAUUACUAUCACACAAUUUCUCUAUUUAUUUGUAUGUUGUCAAAAUUUUAAAUGUUAUAAAUAAAUAAAUAAAUUAUAUUGUCAAUGUAUAAUAAAGUUACUGUUUGUGAAGGGUUACAAACCGAAUAUGCAAUCAUAAAUCACCAGAUAAAU